This is a messenger RNA of Fraxinus pennsylvanica, 1023 nucleotides long. The record is from the annotation of a GenBank genome assembly. NCBI's taxonomy places the organism in Eukaryota, Viridiplantae, Streptophyta, Magnoliopsida, Lamiales, Oleaceae.
AUGCGGGCAGCAAUGGCGAGUGCUGAAGUUGAUGAUGACGUACUGGGUAACGACCCAACGGCCGCUCGCCUUGAAACGAAGAUGGCAAGAAUCAUGGGUAAGGAAGCAGCACUGUUUGUCCCUUCAGGCACAAUGGCUAACCUGAUUUGUGUGCUCACUCACUGUGCAAUUCGGGGAAGUGAAGUUAUUCUGGGGGACUAUUCUCAUAUCCAUAUUUAUGAAAAUGGAGGCAUUUCCACGAUUGGAGGCGUUCAUCCAAGGACAGUGAAGAAUAAUGAAGAUGGGACAAUGGAUAUUGAUCUAAUUGAGGCAGCUAUAAGAGAUCCUGCAUUUGAGAUCUGUUAUCCAACUACUAGGCUCAUCUGCUUGGAGAAUUCACAUGCACACUCUGGUGGGAGAUGUAUUUCUGCAGAGUAUACGGACAAAGUUGGAGAGCUAGCAAAGAAGCACGGUUUGAAGCUUCAUAUUGAUGGGGCACGCAUUUUCAAUGCAUCAGUGGCACUCGGAGUUCCUGUUCACAGGCUUGUGCAGGCAGCUGAUUCAGUAACGGCUUGUUUAUCAAAAGGUCUUGGUGCUCCAGUUGGAACUGUGAUUGCAGGCUCAAAAAGCUUCAUUGCCCAGGCAAAGAUUCUCAGGAAGACUUUAGGCGGCGGAAUGAGACAGGUUGGCGUCCUAUGCGCCCCUGCUCUAGUUGCAUUGGAAGAAAAUAUUAGUAAACUUGAAGACGAUCAUCAAAAGGCUAAGAUUUUGGCGGAGGGACUGAACAAAAUCAAAGGAUUAAAAGUUGAUAUGGCUUCCGUGGAGACCAACAUUGUGUAUUUUGACAUUCUUGAGGGCUCAAAUAUCACGGAAACUCACUUAUGCAAGAUUCUAGAAGCACAUGGUGUACUAGCAAUGCCAGAAGGGCCCCUAACAAUGAGACUUGUCGUUCACCACCAAAUAUCGGAAAGCGAUGUGCAGUACACGCUGUCUUGCAUUCAGAAAGCAGUCAGUGGGUUCCUUGGUGAAAAUGGUGGCAAGUGA